UCGCCUCGCUGCUGCUGUUCGCCGGGAUGAACGUGGCCGGCAUGUACACCCGCUUCCUGACCGACCGCAGCCAGCGGGGAGCAUACCUAGAGACGCGACGAGCCAUCGCCACUGCCCUGCAUGCUCAGCAGGAGAACGACAAGCAGGAGAAGCUGCUACUCUCCAUCUUGCCGCGGUUCGUGGCUCUGGAAAUGAUCAGAGACAUCUCGCGGAGUGACCAGGAACCGUCGCCUACGGGCGCACCUGCUGAAGGCCAGUUCCACAAGAUUUACAUCCACCGCUGCGAAAAUGUCAGCAUCCUGUUCGCAGACAUCGUCGGCUUCACUGCGCUGGCGUCCCUCUGCAGCGCCAACGAGCUCGUCAAGCUUCUCAACAGGCUGUACGCCCGCUUCGACCACAUCGCCCACGACACAGACUGUCUGCGGAUCAAGCUGCUGGGCGACUGCUACUACUGCGUGUGCGGCCUGCCCACGUCCCGGCCCGACCACGCCAUCUGCUGCGUCGAGAUGGCUCUGGGCAUGCUGCAGGCGGUGCACAGCGUCCGCCAGACGCUGCAGGUGCACGUGGACAUGCGCAUCGGGGUCCACUCGGGCUCGGUGCUGUGCGGCGUGCUGGGCCUGCGCAAGUGGCAGUUCGACGUCUGGUCGGACGACGUCACGCUGGCCAAUCAGAUGGAAGCGGGCGGCGUGGCAGGCCGUGUGCACAUCUCGCAGGCCACGCAGUCUUGGCUGGGUCACCUGUACGAGCUAGAGCCUGGACACGGCGCUGACAGGAACCAGCUCCUCAGGGAGCGGGGCGUGGAGACGUACCUGAUCGGGCGCACGGAGCCGCUGUUUCCCGGCCGGCGGCGCUCUCACCGCUCGUCCUCGGCGCCGCUGUGGUCUGAGGUGGCAGCCCCAGCCGCCGCCGCCCGGCCCGCCGCCGACGACGACUACUACGAGUGGAUGCCCGAGAUCCCGUUCGAAAACGUGUCGAUGGGUGCCGGCCGGCCGUGGGUGGACGGCCUGGCGCCGGGGCCGGCGGCCUCCUACGCGGAAGAGGAGCGCACCGAGCCCGGACACUCCGGCGCCGGUUCUGGGCAGCAGGACGAUCUAGAGAGCUUCCUCUCCAGCAGCGCCGAGGCGGAGAACCACCUGCAGCACCGGCGUCUGCAGAUGAAGCCCUGCACGCUGCGCUUCAGGGACGAGUGUGACGAGUGCGAGUACCAGAACACAAAGGGAGAUCUCUUCAAAUCCAGUAUCACGUGCGCAUGUGUAUUGUGGAUAUUCAUAGUGACCACCCAGUUCACAUUGCAAGUCACGUUAUAUCAGUCGGUGUCCGCCGCGAUCGCGUUCGUUAUUCUAGCCACAAUCCUCCUGUUGGCGCUGGGGGAGGAGAUGACGGGCAAGCAGUCCAUCAUAUAUAAGGUAUCGCGCCGAAUCAAUCUGGAGCGACGGUACCGGCUGCUGCUCACAUGCCUCUGCAUAUACACCAUCGCCGCUUCAGCCGUGUUCGCCGUGAUGUCGUGUGAGGUGAGCUGCGCCGGCCCGGCCACCGACAGCACGUGUCGCACGUACGACCUGCGCACGACGUGCCCCGAGCCGGAGUACUACGUGCACACGUGGCUGCUGGCGAUGGUGGCGCUCGGCGGGUUCCUGCGGCUCGACUUCGAGGUGAAGACGGUCAUGGCGCUGGGGCUGGUGCUGCUGUACGUGCUGAUGAUGCUCGGUGCCUUCGUCAACGUCUUCCUCAUCGCCGAGCUUUACGAGGACGAGCGGCGCGAAUCGACGCUCACCACCCGGCUCGUCUCACUGGUGGUCAUCUUCGCCGAGGUCAUCAUCUACCACGGCCGUCUGAGCGAGCUGACGGCGCGGGUCGACUUCCUCUGGAAGCGGCAGGUGCACGAGGAGCUGGUGACGAUGACUGAGUCACGGGAAAACAACGCCCAGCUUCUGCACAACAUCCUGCCCGGCCACGUGGUCAGCCACUUCCUCUCCGGCCAGAGGAGUCCGGACGAGCUGUACUCAAGGCAGUACGAGUGUGUCGGAGUCCUGUUCGCCAGCAUACCUAACUUUGGCAGUUUCUACAGCGAGGACAUCAACAAGGGGCUCGAGUGCAUCCGUGUGUUAAACGAGAUCAUAGUUGAUUUCGACGAGAUACUAGACAAUGACAACUUCUUUUUUGUGGAAAAGAUCAAAACGAUUGGCAGCACAUAUAUGGCAGCAUCAGGAUUGAAUCCAGAUUGGGAGGCUAGCGAGAAGCAGCUGCACCUUUCGUCCCUCAUCCACUUCGCCAUCGAGAUGAAAAGCAAGCUGAAGGAGGUGAACAAACACUCCUUCAACGACUUCCGCCUGCGCAUCGGUGCCAGCUGCGGUCCGCUGGUGGGAGGCGUGAUCGGCGCCAAGAAGCCCGUGUUCGACAUCUGGUCCGACACGGUGAACCAGGCCAGCCGGAUGGAGACGACAGGCGUGGCUGACCGGAUACAGGUCACGCAAGCGCUGGCACAGAUCCUCGAAUGCCAGGGGUUCGCGAUCGAGGCGCGCGGCAUUAUCCAGGUGAAGGGCAAGGGCCAAAUGGAAACCUACUUCGUGAACGGCUACACGGGCACGUGCAGCCUGCGGCGCCUGUGCCCGACGGUGGACGCCGACGACCCGUCGUCGGUAUCCCGCCAGGGCAGCACGCGACGCAAUCUGGCCUCGGUGGUGUACGGCAUGGUGCAGAACCGGCGUCGGAUGACGCUGCGCUCAGUUUCCGGCUGUCAUUAG
This is a messenger RNA of Pollicipes pollicipes, 2744 nucleotides long. Its product is annotated as adenylate cyclase type 8. Gene Ontology annotation, cellular component: plasma membrane. The coding region runs from base 27 to 2744 and encodes 905 amino acids. The transcript has 20 exons. Gene Ontology annotation, molecular function: adenylate cyclase activity. The record is from RefSeq and is a predicted model, not a curated record. Gene Ontology annotation, biological process: intracellular signal transduction; cAMP biosynthetic process; adenylate cyclase-activating G protein-coupled receptor signaling pathway. Lineage: Eukaryota; Metazoa; Arthropoda; Thecostraca; Pollicipedomorpha; Pollicipedidae.